Molecule: messenger RNA, 1189 nt
Organism: Achroia grisella
Lineage: Eukaryota; Metazoa; Arthropoda; Insecta; Lepidoptera; Pyralidae
Gene: fd102C
Product: forkhead box protein C1
Exons: 1
Coding region: 13-969 (318 amino acids)
Biological process (GO): regulation of transcription by RNA polymerase II; anatomical structure morphogenesis; cell differentiation
Molecular function (GO): DNA-binding transcription factor activity, RNA polymerase II-specific; RNA polymerase II cis-regulatory region sequence-specific DNA binding
Source: RefSeq, a predicted model, not a curated record
CCACUAGUCAACAUGUGUAGUGGAGCCGAGGGUGGACCCUGGCCUCUCGGGAAGGACGCGCCGACCGUCGCCGCGGCUGCAAUCGACCACUACCGUCUGCAACUUUACAAUUACGCCGUCGCUGAGAGACUUCGCCUCUACCCACCAACCGUUGCACCAUGUUACGCGCCUUACGGACCGCGACUCGCACUCUCCAUGUCGCUACUGCAACAGCGAGUGAUGCAGCCAGAAGAACCGAAGCCCCAGCACAGUUAUAUAGGUCUCAUCGCUAUGGCAAUUCUAAGCUCGCCGGAACGAAAACUAGUGUUAUCUGAUAUUUAUCAACAUAUCCUGGAUAAUUACCCGUAUUUCCGUAGCCGUGGUCCCGGAUGGAGAAAUUCGAUACGACAUAAUCUAUCCCUAAACGACUGUUUCGUAAAAGCUGGCAGAUCGGCUAACGGAAAAGGACAUUACUGGGCAAUACAUCCAGCAAAUAUUGAAGACUUUAGGAAAGGAGACUUCAGAAGACGUAAGGCUCAAAGGAAAGUGAGGAAACACAUGGGGUUAGCGGUGGAUGAUGACGGUGAAGAUUCUCCGUCACCACCGCCACAAUCGCCACCACCUACUGCGUUGCCCUUACCUUUCUGGGGCACAGGCAGGCUUCCUAGCAGUGGACAGGCGAGGAAGAGGCAAUUCGACGUCGCAUCACUUCUUGCUCCGGACGAUGUGCCAGUUAAACUACAAAGGCGGGAUAGUAGCUGCGAGGAGGAACCAGAAGAGGAUAUAGAUGUGGUUGCAAGUGAUCAAGAGGACCGUGCGACGGACGAAGAGACCCGGGUGCCGGUGACGCCCGCGGCUCAGUACCCGCUGCUCGGCGGAUGGUGGCCUGCGCUGGACCCAGCGCUGCUGCAGCAACUGCGUCGGCAGUCCACACCGGCGACGCCCGCCCCUUCCAGCCCCACAGACCAACAACAUCCCCCGGAUACCUAGACUGUGAAUAAAAAUAGUGCUAUACGAUAUUGUGAAUACUCAGAUAUGUAAAUAUGCCGACGGAUGUGUUUUGCCAUGUGGUAUACUUUCUGUUUUUUCUUUUUUUUUAAUACUAGAAUAUUAUUUAUCUAUAUCUAACUUACCUAUUAUAAAUAAUUCUGCGUCCGGACAAUGAUUUAUUUUAUCUCCGCGCUUUUUUCAUUCGUUCCUUUUUUGCUGA